AUGUCAUUGCGGGAAAGGGCUGCAGCUCUCAGGAGAAGGAUUGAUCGUCUCCUCGCAACAGGGGGCGACAUAGCAGUCCCCAUUCUCACGGCCGUCAACGCGGCCGCUGAUGUGUGUCCUCCUCUAAAGAGCGCGACUGGUGGUGCGCUCUUCAUCUUCGGUGAAGUCAAGAAGUUUAAGGAGAAUAAAAGGGAAUGGGCCGACUUUGGUAAAUAUGUGGUCGACACAGUGGCUGAGGUAGUUGCAGCCAUAAAGUCCUUUGAUGAGUCAGCGGAAGAGGCAAAGUCAUGGGUGGAGAGUGCUACAAAGCUCGAUGGCACGCUGCAGGAGAUCAAGUCCAAAAUCGACCAAAAACUCGCAAAAGUAGAGAAACGGUUGGCUUUCAGAAACACAUUUUCCCACUUCAGAGACUCCGGAAGGAUCGAUGGCCUAAAGAAAGAUCUUGACAAAGCAUUGGCAGCGUUUCAGCUUAGGACGAACUUAAGAAUUAGUCUCAGAUUAUCUACCAUAGAAGAUGGUCGAGAUACUCUGCAGGGCGACUCGAUUCUUGGUAGACUCCGAUACCCUGAUGUCGCUCACUAUGACUCAACCCAGGCAUGCUUAAAAGGUACUAGGGUUGAUCUCACGGAACAUAUUAUGGCUUGGUGUUGUAGCACUGGGGACAGCCAGAACCGGUUGAUGCUGAUGACCGCUGUGGCCGGCGCCGGAAAAACUUCAAUUGCGCACACGAUUGCAGAGAAUUGUAAAAGGGAGGCUACCCUGUUACUAGCCUUUUUCUUCAAGGCAGGCGAACAAUCGCGGCCCGAUUGUUUAUUCAGUGGCAUUGCUCAAGCUCUGGCCAACCGUGACCCGGAUCAUCGCAACUUCAUUGUCUCUGCCCUUCGAAAAGACCCUACUCUCUCAACAGCCCCAUUCACGAUGCAGUUCAAGGAAUUAGUGGCUUCGCCUCUCCUCCAUAAACCCCCGCCUUCCUACCCUCCAAUGGUGGUCAUCAUUGACGCUUUAGACGAGUGUGACAAAGAAGCAUUUGAGCCUCUUGCUAACAUCUUGCGCGAGGAAGUGCCGAGAUUACCGUCCUCCAUAAAAUUCUUUGUUACAUCAAGACAAUUUGAUCUUGUUAAUCGCUUCCUCUCGGCUCAUUGUCCUAUUGAUCGCCUUACCAUCAAUCUCUCGGAUGAGACAAACGUGCAGGACUGCGCUACGUACAUACGUUCCCAGCUGCAGAUGCUGAAGAAUUUUCAUCCCGAUGUACGGCAUAAACUUCAAGACGAGGGGAAAAUAGUACAGAAGAUCUUGGAGCGAGCGGGUGGCUUGUUUGUUUGGAUCAGCACCACCUUUAGCUACAUGAAGAUGGCUAACAAGGACCCUAUGAAGAUAUUAGAGACACUGCUUGACACAGGCACCAAACGGCCAGCCAUUUCUGCUGAAGGAAUGAUGGAUCGCUUGUAUACAAGCAUUCUGAAAAAGUGUGAUUGGGAGGAUGAAGAUUUUGCGCAUGACUAUCCACUUGUCAUGGGAGCAAUCUUCGUGGCGCAACAACCUCUGUCUGUCUCAGCUUGGGAUACGAUUUUGUCGCCUUUCCUCAAGUCUUCCAUUCAAUAUACGUUAGCCGAACUUGCACCACUCCUCUCAGGAGUUGAGGAUUGUCGCGUUCCGAUUCGCAUCUUGCACCAAUCCUUCCGGGACUUUAUCGUGGAUCGGAUCGAUCCCCAAUCAAUUAGCCUUCGUUGCGGUUCAGUAGACACGACGAUGGAGAAUGCCAAGGUUGCCCUGCGAUGUGCCGAAAUCUUGAACCAGGAUCUUUGCUCUGUAGAGAAUCUAGGACUCAUUAACAACUUGUCCGAACAAGAUGAACUGCCACGUAUUCCUCCAGCGAAUUUAUCUGAGCACUUUCAUUACGCAUGUCGUCACCUUAGUUAUCACCUCAGUGAAAUCCAGGAACCGCCGCAGGCGCUGCAGGGCUCAAUCUGUGUGUUUUUCAGUCAGCAUGCAACUCGUUGGGUAGAAGUUUGUGUGAGAAUGGAAGGCUACAUUAGUAUCUCAUUUCUCCUGGAGUGGCAUACGUGGGUUGUUGACCAAAGGUCAAAAGGUGCUAUCAAUGCGCUGGCCAAUGUGCUUACUCAGCUCCAACCGAAUUUGGAAUUUUCUUCAAGGUUCCAAGAGGCAUAUGAGGCAGCAAACGAUUCCGUAGCACUCUGCCGUCACCUUGUUGCCGUGGAUUCAGGAUCUUACAUGCCGGAUUUGGCCAAUUCACUCAAUAAUAUAUGUAACGCUCUUUGCAAACUCGGACGUCACCCCGAGGCACUCCCAUUCAUCGAAGAAGGCGUCAAACUCUACCGCCAGUUAGUUGCCGUCCACUCAGGAUGGUAUACUCCAGAUUUGGCCAGAUCACUAAACAGCCUAUAUUUAGUUCUUUCCGAUCUCGGACGGCACUCCGAAGCGCUUCCAUUCAUCGAAGAAAGCGUCAAAAUCUUGCGUCGGCUAGUUGCCAUUCAUCCUGGAUCAUACAAUCCCAAUUUGGCUUUGUCACUCAACAAUCUAUGUAGGGCUCUUUCCAGUCUCAAACGACACAAGGAGGCGCUCUCAUUCAUUGAGGAAAGCAUCAAACUCCAGCGACAGCUCGUUGCCGCCCACCCAGAAUCACACACCCCAGAUUUGGCUAUGUCACUGAAUAAUCUGCUUGGCGCUCUUUCCAGCCUCGGACGACACUCGGAGGCGCUCCCAUUCAUCGCAGAAAGCGUCAGACUCUACCGCCAGCUAGUUGCCAUUCACCCAUCAUCAUAUACCCCCGAUUUGGCCAUGUCACUCAACAAUCUGUAUUUAGCACUUUCCAAUCUCGGGCGCCACUCUGAGGCGCUCCCAUUCAUUGAAGAAUGCGUCAAGAUCCGACGCCAGCUAGUAGCCGUUCUUCCAGGAUCAUACACACCAAAGUUGGCCUUGUCCCUCAGCAAUCUAUAUAGUGCGCUUUCCAAACUCGGGCGGCACUCUGAGGCGCUCCUAUCCAUCGAAGAAAGUGUUAAAAUCCUGCGCCAGCUAAUUGCUGUCCAUCCAGGAUCGUACAAUGCAAAUUUGGCCUUGUCACUCAACAAUCUAUGCAGGGCUCUUUCCAGACUCGGACGGCACUCGGAGGCGCUCCCAUUCAUCGAAGAAAGUGUCGAACUCUACCGCCAGCUAGUUGCGGUUCACCCAAGAUCAUAUACACCUGAUUUGGCCAUGUCACUCAACAAUUUGUAUUUAGCACUUUCUAAUCUCGGACGGCACUGUGAGGCGCUCCCAUUCAUCGAAGAAAGCGUCGAAAUCCGGCGCGAACUAGUCGUCAUUCACCCAGCGUCAUACAGACCAAAAUUGGCUCUAUCCCUGAGCAAUCUACACAGCGCUCUUUCUGAACUGGGGCGGCACCAUGAGGCGCUCCCAUUCAUUGAAGAAAGCGUCAAAAUUCGGCGCCAGCUUGCCGCCGUUCAUCCAGGAUCAUACACCCCAGAUGUGGCCAGAUCGCUCAACAUUUUGUAUUUAGCUCAUUACGCUCUCCAACAGCACUCCGAGGCGCUCCCAUUCAUCAAAGAGGGCGUCACACUUUACCGGCAGCUGGCAGCCGCUCACCCAGGAUCAUACGCCUCGGACUUGGCCAGAUCACUCAACAUUCUAUAUCUAGCUCAUUCCGAUCUCAGACGGUACUCCGAGGCGCUCCCAUUCAUCGAGGAAAGCGUCAAACUAUACCGCAAACUACUUUCUGUUCACCCAGGGUCAUACGCCCCAUAUCUGGCUUUGUCACUCAACAAUCUACGUGAUGCUCUUUCCAAUCUUGGACAACACUCAGAGGCGCUCCCAUUUAUCGAGGAAAGCGUCAAGCUCUACCGCCAGCUGGUUGUCGUUCACCCAGAAUCGUACACCCCAGGUUUGGCUUUGUCACUCAACAAUCUAUACGACGCUCUUUCCAAACUUGGACGGCACUCCGAGGCUCUCCCAUUCAUUGAGGAGAGCGUCAAAAUCCGACAGCAGCUAGUUGCCAUUCACCCAAGAUCAUACACUUCACAUUUGGCUUUGUCGCUCAACAAUUUAUAUUAUGCUCUUUCCAAUCUCGAACGGCACUCCGAGGCGCUUCCAUUCAUCGAGGAAAGUGUUAAACUUUACCGCCAACUAGUUGCCGUUCACCCAGGAUCGCACACCCCAGAUCUAGCCACAUCACUCAAUAAUCUGUACUUCGCUCUCUCUGAACUUGGGCGGCACUCCGAAGCGCUCCAGUUCAUAGAAGAGAGCGUCCAACUCUACCACCAGCUAGCCGCGGUUCAUCCCGCAUUAUACACCCCGGAUUUGACCGAUUCACUCGAAACCCUACGUGACGCUCUCUCCAAUAUCGGUCAUCAUCCUGAGGUGCAAAUGAUCCGUAUUUAA
Cantharellus anzutake is the source of this 4392-nucleotide messenger RNA. RefSeq lists its product as uncharacterized. The record is from RefSeq and is a predicted model, not a curated record. Gene Ontology annotation, molecular function: protein binding. The coding region runs from base 1 to 4392 and encodes 1463 amino acids. NCBI's taxonomy places the organism in Eukaryota, Fungi, Basidiomycota, Agaricomycetes, Cantharellales, Hydnaceae. The transcript has 5 exons.